UCGAAGUAGAUACAUGUCACAGUUUGCUAGAUUAUAUUAUGUGUUAUAUCUUCAACAGAUGUUAUUGUAAAUUAGUCAUCUCUGUACCAAUUUCUCUUAUGUUGUUUCAUCAUAAGUUCAUCUCCAGUAAUACAAUACGAGAUCAAGAAAUAAUCACUCUAAGCUUUUACGUCAAUUGUUUUCGUUAGUAGAGAUGGUCAUUUCUGUAAACUAGUUUCAGUAACAAUUAACAGCAUCACAGUACUCACCAUGGAUGAUGACGGUUUCUAUCUUUGGUAUAAUAUUUAGGACAAAGCCCUUUGUCUUUCAUGUAAGUUUACUCUUCUACAUUUAUAGAGUUGUUGUCGAGUAACACAGAUGAGGAAUAAAUAAUGUUAACUAUUUGCUCAUAGCAAAGUAACAAUUCCUCACUAAACUAAGACCUUUGGUAGAUUAUAUUAAUACAAAAAACCUGCAAUGUCAAGAUGUUAUGUUGAUCGCACGUAGAUACAUUAUAUAAUGAUCGUGCAUCGCAAUAGUUAAUGUUUCUAUUUUGAUUCUAUUGUGAUAUAAAAUCUUAGUCAAGAACAACAAUUCGUAUACCUCACAGGUUGGAACGUUGUUUUGAAUGGAUUAUCCAGGAAUUACAAAUAAAAGACGACCUUAUCACUAGCAGAAAGCUAAAUAUUGGUUAACUUGUAAAUCACGCCGAUUGUCAGAGAAGCAGACAGACAAAGGUCAGUUUUGAAAGGAGUGACAAAAUAGCGUAAAUAUUGUCUGGAUACAACAUUCUACGCAGUCAGGAAAUGCACACAUAUGUAUAUAUUUGCAGCAGUGUUUAGUUUGUUUGUUCAUUUGUUUUCUUGUCUUAAUCUCGACCGUUGCAUUCAGUAAUUUAUUAAUGAAAAUAAAAUACUGAUUAAUCCUAAAUGGGUGCAGAAUCUACUGACAUAUAUUUCUUAAAGUAGCUUUAGAACAAGCUAUAUCUGCUCACAUAGACUAUGAGAAACUUUAUAUCAGUAAGACGAGCUGGUUGAGUGUUAGGUUGAAGUUUUGAUUUAGCAGAUUUCUUACCAUUUUAUAUACUAGGGUUAAUAGAUAACUUCAGAACAUGAAACAAAUACCUAUAGCACCAAUGAGAAAUAGCCGUGAAACAGGCAAAAUCAUGAAGCACACGACCUGUUCUAAACAGGAUUUGCAGUUAGACGAUAACCUGGAUGAAAUAGCCGUGAUCAGUAACGCUGCACCGGAAAACGUCAAGUAUGGUAGCGGAGCUCUGACAACCAACGGACCACGUGUAGUUCCGGGAAUUAUAACGUCUGCUGGAAAAGAGUGUUGUCGUCUCGCCAGCGACAGACGUAACGAUAGCAGCUCGCGCAUUCCACUGUCUUCGCCUUUGUACUCUACAAAAUCAUUUGAAACUUUAAAAUCAAAAUCGGCUUCAAAACAAAGUUUGCUGGAAGCCGUGAGCAGAAGAUUUCAUGGAGGAGAUCAAAAACGGCGGUCAAGGGAAUCAAUGGCCUUCAUUAAUAAAGCUCAUAUCGGAUCAGAUCUGGAGAUCUCUCGAAGAAUUAGAGAGCAGCGACAGAAAGAAAUCAAGCGGGAUUUUGAAAAAUGGGAGACGUCCAGUUCAAGUAACAACAAAGUUGGCUGUAACUGGAAGUUUGUUUUUGAUCCGUCAGGUAAGCUGUCCUAUUACUGGUCUAUGGUUGUUAGCAUUGCUUUUCUUUAUAACUUCUGGGUAGUGAUCUACCGGUUUGCCUUUUAUGAAAUAAAUGCGAACACCAUUGUGGCCUGGUUAACUCUAGAUUAUUUUGCAGACAUUCUGUACGUUUUAGAUAUUGCAUUUCAUUUCCGUACUGGAUAUCUGGAGGAAGGAGUGCUACAGACGGACUCGGACAAGCUUCGACAGCAUUAUAUGAAUUCAACUCUAUUUUAUAUUGAUUGUUUAUGUCUCUUGCCAAUUGAUUUUCUAUAUCUUUCCAUCGGAUUUAACUCAAUUUUACGCUGUCUACGACUGGUAAAAAUUUAUAAAUUUUGGGCAUUUUUAGACCGAACCGAACGACACACAAACUAUCCGAACAUCUUUCGUACGGUGUCCCUGGCACAUUAUCUCCUGGUAAUAUUUCACUGGAACGCUUGCUUGUUUCACAUUAUCGCAAAAAAUGGAGGAUUCGGUUCCCGCAACUGGUUCAACCCCCGUGGCGAAAACUGUUACGAUGUAGUGUGUGAAUAUCUUCAUUCUUUUUACUGGAGUACCUUAGCCCUUACUACCAUUGGGGAUUUGCCAAGACCCAGAACUAAGGGAGAAUACCUAUUCCUGGUCAUUGAAUUAGUCUUCGGUUUGUUUCUUUUUGCUGCUGUGUUGGGCCAUGUGUCUAACAUUGUUACAAAUGUGAGUGCAGCAAGGAAGGAGUUUCAAGCAAGACUCGAUGUUGUGAAAACCUACAUGCGCAUGCGCAGAGUGCCAUACCACAUCCAGAAUAAAGUAAUUAAAUGGUUUGAUUACCUGUGGGUGUCUCAGGAGUCUUCAGAUGAUGAUCGCUCGGUAGGGUUUCUUCCAGACAAGCUGAAAGCAGAAAUAGCCAUUCAUGUACAUCUAGACACCUUGAAACGUGUUGAAAUUUUUCAGAAUACGGAAGCCGGGUUUCUGUGUGAGUUGGUGUUGAGACUACGUCCUGUUCUCUUCAGUCCCGGAGACUACAUCUGUCGUAAAGGAGAAGUCGGCAAGGAGAUGUACAUAGUGAACAGAGGCCGGCUAGAAGUAGUAACAGACAGUGGAAAGACUGUGUUAGCCACUUUGAAAGCUGGAAGUUAUUUUGGUGAAAUCAGCAUUUUAAACAUGGGUACGGCGGGAAACAGAAGAACAGCCUCGGUACGUUCAGUUGGCUACUCUGAUCUCUUUCGCUUAAACAAACAAGACAUGUGGGAUGUACUAAAGGAUUACCCCGCAGCUCGUGUUCGGUUAGAAGCUAUUGCCGUGAAGAGACUGCAGAAGCAUCGGAAAGAUCCAUUCAAAGCAAUUGUCAUGGGUCGAAGUCGUAGUACCCCAGGUCUCGUGGAAUCUCGCGGAAAGGUUCCUCUGGAAGAUAUGUCUCUGCAUCCACGGGAACCAUCCACCACUGCCUCAGCAGAUACACUUUUAACAGACGACGAAUGUCGGCCGGAUAUUGGGACAGCGGUUAGUGCAAUCAGUAACCGGAGAACGAGUGCUGAUGAUAUCCAGCGAAAAGGAAUCCCUGUAUACGAACAGCUCAGGACAGCUCAAGCUGGUUCAUCAAGAAGUGUUAGGUCUUAUUUGACAGAGUCUUCCCUUGACCGACAGCUUGCGGCUGAAGCAACUUCACAGUUUCAUACAUGUCCGUCAUCGUACUUUGUACAUUCCUCUAGCCUUAACAAGUUUGAUUUCUCUUCUCCUCAUGACUAUGUAGCCAUGAGCUCCGGCGGCGUUGAUCACUUGCUCUUCAGUAGUCUUUCGCGUCAUUUGCCAGUUCCCACUCCUAUUUCCAUGAGCCGUGUGAGGAAUGUCAGUCCCCACUCUAAUCGAGAGCACCAUCCUGAAGUCUUAAUAGCGGAAAUCAAACGUCUCCGAGAAAGACUGGUCACCUUAGAAACAGAGAACACCAGCAUGGGCAUGAAACUCAGCCACCAACAGUGGGAAGUAGAAAACAGAUUAACGGAUAUUGAACUUCAGGUUCGUGGAACUAGGUGUGAGACCAGUUCCGUGAGCUGUGGGAGUGCUGACGAAAGCGAGCGUAAUCGCGAAUCUGCCAUUUAACUGUCGUUUGUUGUCAUCCUUCCUUGUGGCACAGAAAGACCUUGUGUUUUCUAACCUGUAUAAGCCCAAUUGUAUCAAUAUAAACAAAGUGUAUCAUAUAAGUCCCCUGAUCAUGGAAACUGAUAGUUGUGAAGACCUAUUUGAGUGAUACUUUGUGACGAUUAAAAAAAUGGUAUUUUUAAUUACUUAGCUAUAUUUGACAUUAAUGAAUUACUGGGGCUCAUUAAUAAGAAGAAACCAUGGAGAAGGUUGGACGAACUAUCAUAUCAAAUAUUUCAUUCAUCUCCAGUUAACCCAUUUUUUUCCAAUACGUAUGUACACGUUGGAGUCUUAUUCUUCACAUUUACCUUAACCAGCGAUAUUCCGUGACAGUAAAUUGGAUAAAACGAAAUAUAUACAUCUUGUGGUAGUCCUAUACUCUUCCAUUACUUACGUGCUUUUCAAAUUAAAGAUUUAAAAAAUAUAUAUUCGUAAUUACUUCUCGCUUUUACGCUCCAUCUACCGGUAGCUUUUACGAAAGGGAGAGAUAUUAUCAAAUGUUUGUCCACCAAGCUUACGCUAAAAACGAAAUUUAAAGCAGGUCAUGCAUUUAUUUUCAAUUGUUAGUUCUUUUUAAAUUUCAGAAUUUUUUAAUUCGGUAUUAAUUUUGUAACAUUAUUUUAUACGACCAUAUAGAUAAGUAUUUACAAAUUAUAGCAAAUACUUUUCUUACAAUUGUUUAAAUAGUUAACAUUGUCAAAAAAACAAUUAAAUUUUAUUUGGAAAACCUAAAUAUGUAUAAGUGCGUCUUGGUUAUGAAUAUAAGUAAAACAAGUUAAUUUUAUGUGAUCUAUGAAAAUAAAACAAUUACAUAGUUUACAAAAUUCUUUAAACAAACCAUGAGAAAAUAAAUCUAAUCUCAAAGUUUCCCGUGUAUCACACAAAAACAGCUUAUAUUUUCUUAAUAUUAUAAGAUAAGGCUGCCUUCAGAAACGUAUACUGUUUGGUAUCUCAUUUUCUUUGGUUCCCAAAUAUUUUAAGACACAUACUGAAAGUAGGUAAAAUUAAAGCUUAAUAAUAUUUUGUAUAGUACUAAUUAAAUUGAUAUAUUUGUGUAAAAAAUUAGGCAUUAUUGUAGGUUUUAAAUAAUUUAUUUAUAUUAUUUUAUAUAUUUGUCAAUGAGGAUCUACGACUCUGUCCUGACAAACAAUCUCAAAAGUAACUGUACUACAAAAUUAUUUCAUUUAGUUAUUAGUGGGUUUUAUAAACGGUGUUUUGGAACAAUAUUAUACUGACUUUAGUCCUAACUAGGAAAACGAAAUUGAUGAGAUGCCAUGUUUGUACAAAUUAUUUUCACCAACAUUUUAUGAAAGAAAUCUUUCCAGUUGCUCUAACAGUUUUGGAAUUUCGUAAUGUUUUUGUCAUGUUGUCAUUUCUUAUUACACUUUCAAAUCGAAAUAAGUAAAGGAGCUCAUGUUAAAUCUGACGUUGUGAAGAACAUAAAUAACUAUAAUAUGUAUAUUUGACAUAGUGUUCGAAGAGUUAUUUAUAUGGAUACUUAUAUAGAUAGGGCAAUUUGUUUUAACAAUGUCCCGAUCACUGAAUUAUUGGUAUGGACACUGCUAUAGCCAGAGUAAUUGGUUUUAACAAUGACACUGCUCACUGAGUUACUUGUAUGGAUACUUAUAUAGAUAGGGCAGCUUGUUUUAAAAAUGUCCUGAUCACUAAGUAAUUAACACGGAUCAUAAUAUAGACAGGGCAUUUGAUUUUAACAAUCUCUUACUCAUUCAUUUAUUGAUAUGGACACUAAGGUAAGCAGGGCAGUUGGUUUUAAUAAAAUCACUGCUCCCUGUGUUAUUGGAAUGGAUACUGAUAUAAGCAACACAAUUGGGUUUUAUAAAGUCACUAGAUUAUGUUCAACAUGAAAUGUUUCUCAAUAUGUCAUCAGUACAAUUAUUUACUAUUAAAUAUAAAUAAAUAAAUAAAUACGAAGAUCAAGUGCAUAGUGAUUAUUACACUUCCAAAUAAUAUAAAAAACUAUAGAGAGAAAAAAAAACUUUUAAACACUGUGACAUACCUUACAUUUCCGUGAAAGUUGUUUCGUUUUUCAUUGCAGCAAAAUAUUAAUAUAAAUAUUUUUUUAAAUAUUAUGGCUAAUGCAUUUUCUUUGCUAAAGUUAUGUUAAGAAUUUAAAUAUAUGUUCUUAUUCUAUUAGAAAAUACAAAUAAUUAAAUGACCAAACAGUUUAGUUGCUAACCAUCUCGACAUUUAUUUUUAAUCUGUUCCUCAAAGUACAGAUAUUUAUAAACAAAACAGUUUGUCAGCUAAAAGAAUUAUUAGUUCAACAGAAAAGGUUUGGCAUGGGCUAGUGGUUAGGGACACUAGCAAUUUGCGGGUCGCGAGUUCGAAUCCCAUCAACGAACUUGUUCGCUCUUUCAGUCAUGGGGCGUUAUAAUGUAACAGUCAGUCACAUUAUUCACCUAUAGUAGCCCAAAGGUCGGCAAUUCAUGUGGUUUAAUAGCUGCUUUCUCUCUAGUCUAUCAUUUCUAAAUUAUGUAGGGCUAACACAUAUAGCCUCGUGGAGCUUCUCGCGAAGUUCGACAACAAAUAAGCAAAAAAAAAAAAAUCGAUAUAUAAAAAAAGUGUAUGAAAACAUAUUUAAAGCAGCAUUAAAUACAAUAAUCUCAACAAAUUUUACAUAAGUUGCAUGAAUUUAUAUUGCGGAUUAAUAACUAAAGAUAAAGUUAUAUAUUUUUAAAUAUUUUUAUUUUAAUAUUUAAAACAAUCAGCUUGAACUGAAAAAAUAAUUUGUUUCGAAUCUAAAAGUGUAUAAGCAAUCAUUCCCUAUAUUUGUAGAAAGUUUAAAUUUCAAACUUAAAUUAAGUUUUUAAAGUAUGAACUAAAUUACUGCACUGUCUUUGAGUAGCAAUCAAUAAACGAACUUUAGUUCGAAAUAUACAGAAAAAUGUGCUGAGGUAAUUGUUUUAGAUAUUCGGAUAUUUUGAAUUGAAGUGUAAUUCUUUCGUAUAAUAUGUUUCUCACAUUGCCCCUUCUUUCAUAAAUAAAUUUAAAGUUUACGAUUGCAAGGAUGGCAGAAAACCUUUAUUUUAAAUGUAAUCUAAACCUUCCUUUCAACAUAGUUAUGUUAACAUUCAUAGGGUAUUUUCCAUCUACCCCUUCUCGACUUUAAUGAUGCUUCAUAUCUCAGUAAUGAAGCUAUUGAACACGGAAUAAUUUGCAAUGAUAUUUCAUAAUUAUUUUGAUCACUGAGUAAUUACCAAUUAAUAUUCAACUCAUCAAAUAUACAGUUAUUAUACUUAUAAUCGAGUUGUAAUAUUACCUAUUACAACUAAAAUUAAAGCUUAUAAUUAAAUAUAUUGUGACUUAUAACAUCCUUAUUAGAUAAUAACAUAUAGUCAUAAGUCACAUUUUAAAUGACGCAUAUAAUAGUGUGCGAUUAUAGUAUAUCGUGCAAAAUAACGACAUCAAAUGCCAAAAUCUAUCACGUUUGAGAGCUGCACAAGAAAUCGUUUUGUGAGAAAUGCAAACUACAAUCAUAUAGUUAUAUGUUUAUGUAAAACCUUUGAAGCUAUAAUGUCUUUGGCCAUAAAUGAAAAAUUCAGAACAUGAAGAUGCCGUUGUAAAAUGAUUUAUUUACCAGAAGUACGACAGCAAAAUAUUUACUUUAAAAUCAGGUAUAAAAUCUGUCCGAUUUUUUCAUGUAAUAGUAUAAAAUGAUUCCGAGCUACAAUAAUAAUAAUACUUCUAUUUUAUUGGAUACUUUUAAAUGUAUUGUAAUAUUAAAACGUAAGCCUGUAAUAUACAUCACCUUUAUUGUUGAUUAAUCUAAGUGGCACACUUAACUAUUUCUAUCAUUAUGUUGUAUAAGAUUCCAGUUGGUACCACCUAUGUAGAUCGACUUUAAAUUAAGAUAUAAAACAUUAAUACGUAUAAAUUAAUAACAUUUCAAUAAAAGUCGUUGUUUUUCAAGCGUAAUCUUUGUUGCCGUUUCCUUACUUUAGAAAGUAUUAAUCAAUUCAGUAAACUAUGAAGAAAUACAUUAUAGUAGUUAUAGUUCAUUAUACAGUCAUUUUUAUUGGACUUUAUUGAGAAAUACACAUAAAAUAUAUUUCCCCAUCAUGAAUUAUGAUUUUUGAGUUGUAGGUUUUUAAAAAAGUAUUGUUAUCGUAGU
This is a messenger RNA of Limulus polyphemus (Atlantic horseshoe crab), 7928 nucleotides long. Its product is annotated as cyclic nucleotide-gated cation channel alpha-3-like. Gene Ontology annotation, cellular component: intracellular cyclic nucleotide activated cation channel complex; plasma membrane. Gene Ontology annotation, biological process: potassium ion transport; monoatomic cation transmembrane transport. The coding region runs from base 1091 to 3757 and encodes 888 amino acids. Gene Ontology annotation, molecular function: intracellularly cGMP-activated cation channel activity; voltage-gated potassium channel activity; cGMP binding. The record is from RefSeq and is a predicted model, not a curated record. Lineage: Eukaryota; Metazoa; Arthropoda; Merostomata; Xiphosura; Limulidae. The transcript has 4 exons.